This is a messenger RNA of Spinacia oleracea (spinach), 1179 nucleotides long. RefSeq lists its product as uncharacterized. The coding region runs from base 80 to 1015 and encodes 311 amino acids. The transcript is spliced from 7 exons. The record is from RefSeq and is a predicted model, not a curated record. Lineage: Eukaryota; Viridiplantae; Streptophyta; Magnoliopsida; Caryophyllales; Amaranthaceae.
UCUCUCCUCUUAAAAUCUAAAAUCAGUUCUACAGAGGAGACUUCCCAGGAAAAACAUAAAACCUGAAAAACCUUUGGAAAUGGAGAUCAGUAAUUCAAUAGCAAGUACAAGCAACAACAGCAGCAGUAUGAAUGAAAAAGGAACCAUAAUAGUGCGGCAAAGUGGAAGUAUGAGAAUCGAGUUUCCCUUUACGCUUAAAGUGGGUCAGGUCUUCACUGGCUUUGGCGUUGGUUGUGGUCUUGGUAUCGGUGUUGGCCGCCCUAUCAAUUUAGGUGCUAUCCCUAUGCUGAAUCAAGUUAUGAGUGCUGCUAGUGGUGCUACACACGCUUUCUCUGGUAUUGGAAGACAUGUGAAUCAAUCUUUAAAGAAGAUAGGUGCAAAGAACAUUCAGGCAGGCAUAGGAUGUGGAGUUGGUUUUGGCCAUGGUUUCGGCGCUGGUCUUGCACUGAAACCUGGAGUGGUACAACAAAUCCAGAUAUCCGUUAUAGGAUUAGUGAGCAAAAUGAUGAUGAAAUUUGGAGUAGCUCCUGAUUUAUCUAUUGGGCAAGGUCUUCUUCCUUCGUCUGUGCAAAGUAGUAUGACUGUUGUUCAAGGAGAUCCUUUGGGAAGUAUUGCACAAUUUGGAAAGAAAACACCAAACAUGAACAAUCAAAGUCCAGUAACCAAUGGAAAAGGGAAUACAGGGAUUGAAAAUGUGCCUUCAAAAUUGGCUUUGGGAAAUCGAACAGAGAAGCUUAUCAAUGGUUUUCUGCAGGAUCCAGUUUUAAGAGGAGAAGAUACUGAACUACAUGACAGGGAUGAACAGCUGGAGUCAGAAAACAGGAUGCUUCGGAUGGUAGUCAAACAUCAGCAAGUAAUCGAGGAGCUUAUGGAAGAGAAUGAAAGGCUUCGUCAAGUAUUGAUUGAAGACUUAAAAGUUCCAUCUAAUAAGUUCAAAGUUAGAUAUUCUAGUACAAGAAACGAGUCUCCUUGUUCCGAUUGUUUCAAAUGUCGAAGAAAACAACGUCAGAGAUGAUUAGUGCAUAAAAUCAGUUCUAACUUAGGUUUAGUGAUUAAUUUUUUUUUUUUUUUUUAUCAGUUUGCUCACCUUUUUCGGGUUUGUUUGUGUUCCCAAAACUGUUGAUCAUUACAAUAUAUACACACUAUAAUUGGAAAUUAUGGAGAAUAGCUUUUCAGGAA